AUGGCGGACUCUUCGAGCGUGAAAGCUUGGUCGAGGGAAGACAUAUCUGCUUGUGACUGCGGUGCAAGAACAUACCGGCAUGUUCACUGCCCUUGUUUUCGAUGUCAAGGAAGUGCGACCGAUAGAACUACCAAGUUACGGCACUGGAGAGAAAACUGCCUGAUUGCUACUGGGGUUGGAAGUGACAGCACUUUGGACAGCUUGGCAGACAUUGAUAGUGAUCCUGAAUCAAUUGCAAGGCCGAGCUCAUCACCAAGUCCUUCAACUCCAGGAGCAGAUAAACUUGAUGACAGUCUUAGCGAAGGAUCAGACGAAAACAGUCCUAAUCCCAUCUGCCCAGAACUUGAAGCAGCUGUUGAAGCUGUGGAACGUCAAAGUACGGAACCACUCAACCCUCUCCAAAAAAUUAUUCUUACAGCAGUUCUUGACGCUCUGAAAAUUAUGGAUGAAAGUGGAUCAUCUGUUAAAACCUUUGAUGACAUUCUGAGCUAUGGAAAAACAAUGUUGUACACUUUAAUUGAUGGCAAUGUUGACCUUGAUGUUUUGAGUACUGUGUGGCCCAAAAAUUGGAAUGAUGUUCAACUUUUAUUGAAGGAAGAAGGUUUUGAAGACGCUAAGGAAUAUAUCGUAUGUUUUUGUCGUACUGAAAAGGUAAUUACAAGAAAUGGUAAAACAUAUACCAAAUUUGUUUACAGUGGAAAUUUCAGCAUCAUGGAUAGCAAGGGUGCUUGUUGUACUCACUGUGGAAAUAAAGGCUAUCUCAAAUAUUACUAUUUGGGAUUGGAAAGUAAGAUUAAAAACUGGUUCAAAACAGAACCAAUGUGCAAAAAAAUGCUCUCUCAUUUGAACGAAAGAGAACACUGA
Molecule: messenger RNA, 864 nt
Organism: Porites evermanni
Lineage: Eukaryota; Metazoa; Cnidaria; Anthozoa; Scleractinia; Poritidae
Source: the annotation of a GenBank genome assembly